CACAGGAGCCAUCAUCAUCAUCUUCCCGACCCUUUGAAAACAAAAAAAACCAUGAGCCACGUCCGUCGAUUCUCUGAAUCAUCCGUAUCCGAUAUCAAGUCCGAAUCUUCCCCUGCCAAUUACUACAGUCUAUGGGUAACCAAGCAUCCCAGCGGUCCUCGGACGGUCCGCGUGAGCCGUAGCUCCUUUGACUUCGGGCUGCGGGCCGGCAAAGGCGGCUUGAGGAGUCUCGGCAUCGGCUCGUUCCUGUGUCCAACCUUGGAAGAGGAAGAGAUGAGCGGGUCCGGAGAUGAGACCGGCCUGGUGGAGAGCGAGAAGACGGACGACACAGCACAUUCUGAUGAGUGUCUGAAAUCGAUCGAUGGGGAUGACCAGCUCCGGAAGGCAGAUGUGACAGCCCCAUCACCCAGACUCCCUAUUCCUCAUCCCCGAUCAACGACUGGCUUGAAAGUGCUCAUCAAGAGACUCUCGCUCUCUCUCCUCAAAACUCGCUCCUUCACCCGCACACGCCCCGAGCCUGAGCUACCCAUCAUCCAUUCUCUCGACCAUCCUGGUCCUUCUAGACUCGAUCCUCAUGCGUUGGUCUUCGGAGACGAAAACCCAGAAAGGAUCGAGCAACGAUCAGUGGAAUUCUAUCAGGCUUUCUUCCCCUCUUUGAUCCUUGAAUGAACAAACCUACGUCUCCUCUUGUCUUCGCUUUAUUAAAACCCGACCCGAUUAAUCAUCUUCCUCUCUUUUCCUUAUCAUAUCAUUCCUUCCUCUUUUCAUAAGAAGAAGAAGAAGAAGAACAAAACUUGUUUGAUGACAAUUGGACAAUUAUUUUCUCCUCCUACAUUGACGUCACAUCGAAAAGAUGGGUUUGUUUAUCUUGCAUCCCCAGCUGGGCCGUCCUCGGCCAUCUUACUCUUAUCAAUCCAUCAUCCGGAGGGAAUAUCUGUAUUUUCCUUUUGAGAGAAGAUCGUUUCUUG
This is a messenger RNA of Puccinia graminis f. sp. tritici CRL 75-36-700-3, 968 nucleotides long. RefSeq lists its product as uncharacterized. The coding region runs from base 52 to 669 and encodes 205 amino acids. The record is from RefSeq and is a predicted model, not a curated record. Lineage: Eukaryota; Fungi; Basidiomycota; Pucciniomycetes; Pucciniales; Pucciniaceae. The transcript has 5 exons.